Messenger RNA from Hemicordylus capensis (graceful crag lizard), 633 nucleotides. RefSeq names its product heterogeneous nuclear ribonucleoprotein M-like. The record is from RefSeq and is a predicted model, not a curated record. Gene Ontology annotation, biological process: regulation of mRNA stability involved in response to oxidative stress; alternative mRNA splicing, via spliceosome. Bases 10 to 633 code for a protein of 207 amino acids. The transcript is spliced from 5 exons. Gene Ontology annotation, molecular function: mRNA binding. NCBI's taxonomy places the organism in Eukaryota, Metazoa, Chordata, Lepidosauria, Squamata, Cordylidae. Gene Ontology annotation, cellular component: cytoplasm; post-mRNA release spliceosomal complex; nucleus.
AGAGAGCGUAUGGCUCCAGCGGCUGCCUCGAGCCCAUUGGUUGAAGAGGCAAAAAGGGGGGGGGUGCCGCCGCGGGAGCGCAUGCGCACUACGUGCGGCCUAGGCGGGCGAGGAUCUGAGGAGAAAAUGGCGGCGUCUGUAGUGGCGGGUUCGGCCUCCGCGGUGGUUUCUGAGAGCAGCGCUAAAAUGGCGGAGUCCGGAGUGGUGGCGGCCGCGGCGGCCAAUGGGGCUGGCAACUGCAUCGGGGACGGAGCCCCCAAGAGUGAAAGUGACCGUCCAAAUCAGAAUGAGAAGAGGAAAGAAAAGAAUGCGAAGCGGGGAGGGGGCAGCCGCUUUGAGCCGUAUGCUAGCCCGUCGAAGAGAUACAGAGCCUUCAUUACCAACAUCCCCUUUGAUGUCAAGUGGCAGUACCUCAAAGACCUGGUGAAAGAGAAAGUUGGUGAGGUAACAUACGUGGAGCUCUUAAUGGACGCUGAAGGAAAGUCAAGGGGAUGCGCCGUCCUGGCCCUGAACCUGCCACGCUGCCUGGGGCCGCGGAGGAUCAUCUGGGCACGUGGUGGACACCUGCAGGGAAAGAUCAAAUACUUGGCAGUGAACAAGGUGUCUCUGAGGAUGUGUAGAGUGCCUUCAUAA